UUUUCCGACUCCGAAAAAAUGAGCUGACGCUUGUUGUGAAAUGGGAAUAAGGCCGCGGGUCAGACCGUUUUAAAAGACAGCCUGCUAAUUUUUUUCAUUGUUAGGUUUUGUAUGAUAACGUAGACAUUUUGAACAUGCACUCCCAAAUUUUAUGUGGCGGCACAGCUGCGGCUGUUGCUGCGAGAAGGGUGCGGUAUAUUUUGGGUUGUGUCCUGGGAAGAGACGGCUGGAUGUUCAGAACUCAUGAGGUCAAACUUCUGAACACAGCCUCAGGUGACACAGUGAAGAUUGGUGAGAUCACUUACAAACUCAAGCCACCCCAGAAUCCAGAACUUGUUCCUGUGAAACACAUUUCAGACUCCCUACCGCAGUCGGUGGCUCAACACCUACGAUGGAUUAUGCAGAAAGACCUUUUGGGUCAGGAUGUGUUCCUCAUUGGCCCCCCAGGACCCCUGAGAAGAUCCAUAGCUAUGCAGUACCUUGAGUUGACUAAACGGGAAGUGGAGUAUGUCGCUUUGUCCAGGGACACCACAGAGACUGACCUGAAACAGAGGAGAGAGAUUCGAUCGGGGACGGCCUUCUACAUAGACCAGUGUGCUGUAAGGGCCGCAAUAAGAGGCCGAGUCCUGGUCCUGGAGGGAUUGGAGAAAGCCGAGAGGAACGUCCUGCCUGUUCUUAACAACCUGCUGGAGAAUCGAGAGAUGCAGCUGGAGGAUGGCCGCUUCCUCAUGUCAGCGGAGCGUUAUGACAAGCUGCUGCAGGAGCACACCAAAGAGGAGCUGGACAGCUGGAAGAUUGUCCGCGUAAGCGAGGACUUUCGGGUCAUCGCGCUUGGUCUUCCUGUACCCAAGUACAAAGGCAAUCCGCUGGAUCCUCCUCUCCGCUCUCGCUUCCAGGCUAGAGACGUCUAUUACCUACCAUUCAAGGACCAGUUGGAGUUGCUAUACUCAGCAGGACCAAAUGUCGCUGCAGAAAGAGUUUCCCAGCUGCUCUCACUAGCUACUACGCUAUGCUCCCAGGAAUCAUCCAGCCUAGGCCUUCCUGACUUUCCUGUGGACAACCUGCUUCCUGUCCUUCAUGUCCUGAACUCUUUCCCAAUGCUAUCCUGCCAGCAACUGCUCCAUAGGCUUUAUCCAUAUAACAGUAUGUUGGGCAAGGACGGUCGCACUGCUGUUGAGGGUGUACUCAGUCGAUUUGAGCUUCUGGAUGGUCAUCGUCAGCCAGCACCCACCACCAUUUUGAGUGUGUCCACGGCAAAAGAUGUAGAAGGCCAUGCAGACAUCACUUUACAUGUAGUGGACAAAGACAUCACCUUUCAGGUUCCAGCAGGCGUUAAGGAGCCACGUCCACCCAAAAGCAGUCCCACCUACAUUCAUACACCAAGCCACUCCCAGUUGUUGGCCGAGAUGAUACAGUCGCACAUGGUUAAGGACAUAUGUCUGAUAGGACCUAAGGGUUGCGGCAAGUCGGUGAUUGCCAGAGAGUUUGCUGAGAUGCUGGGUUACAGCAUGGAGCCUGUCAUGCUCUACCAGGACAUGACAGUCAGGGACCUUCUCCAACAGAGGUACACGCUCCCAAAUGGGGACACAGCAUGGAGGCCAUCUCCACUGGUCACUGCUGCUAUGGAGGGCAAGCUGCUGCUUCUCGACGGCAUACACAGAGUCAACCUGGGAACCUUGGCUGUACUAUCCAGGUGCUUUGCCUCAUUUCCUGGAUGUAGCUGCUGUGAUAUUUUCCAAAUGCUCUGUUGGAAUCUGCUGAAAUCAGCUGAAAAGCAGAAUUAUCUGCUGAAAAGAGGUGUAGAAGCAGAAGUGCUUGCUGAAGAUGGCUGUAUGGGAAAGGGUACACUGAAGAGUGUCAAGAAAGUAGAGUGCAUGCAAGCGGGGAAGAUGUAUGGCAACCGUCACAGAUCCGUUUUCCCCAUUCAUCCAUCGUUCAGAGUGCUGGCCCUAGCAGAACCCCCUAUCGUGGGGAGUGCAGGCAGCAACAGCAGAGCUCAGCAGUGGUUGAGCCCCGAGGUGCUCACUAUGUUCCUUUACCACAAUGUCAUGCCGCUGGCCAAAGAAGAGGAGAUGGGCCUCAUACAGGGACUGGCUCCUAAUGUACCGAUGGAAGGAGCAGAGCAGCUACUGCACCUUGCACACAGUCUCCGCAAGACAAAUGACCCCACAGCACAGUCUCUGGCCUCGUCUCUCUCCACUAGACAGCUGCUAAGGAUCUGUCGCCGUCUCUCUCGGCACCCUGAGGAGAGCAUCACUCAUGCAGUUAAUAAGGCUUGUCUCUCCAGAUUUCUGCCCAGCCUGGCCCGUUCCUCUCUUCAAAAAAACCUCAUGAACUGCUCCAUACAGGAUGCAACAGACCCCGCUGAUCGCUCUCUUGAUUAUCCCUGUAUGGUAAAGGACGGUGUGUUGACCAUUGGGAGUGUCUCCGCUCCCAUCUACAAUGCUGACCAGAAAAUGAAGGUUCCUGAUGUGCUCUUCUAUGAUAAUCCCCAGCACAUGAUGGUGAUGGAGGACAUGCUGAAAGACUUUCUGUUAGGAGAGCACCUCCUCUUAGUGGGAAACCAGGGUGUUGGCAAAAAUAAAAUUGUGGACCGGUUCCUGCACCUUCUCAACAGGCCCAGAGAAUAUCUACAGCUCCACAGGGAUACAACAGUCCAGACUCUGACCUUACAGCCCUCGGUGCGAGAUGGCAUCAUUACAUAUGAGGAUUCCCCUCUGGUAAAGGCAGUGAAGUUUGGCCAUGUGUUAGUGAUAGAUGAGGCCGACAAAGCUCCUACAAACGUCACCUGCAUUCUCAAAACCCUGGUGGAGAGCGGAGAGAUGAUCCUGGCUGAUGGACGCAGAAUCAUCUCAGGUCCACGUGAAGCCAAGGGGAGGCCUGACAUCAUAAUUAUGCACCCAGACUUCAGGAUGAUCGUCCUCGCUAACAGACCUGGUUUUCCUUUUCUGGGCAAUGACUUCUUUGGAGCUCUAGGCGAUAUUUUUAGCUGCCAUGCUGUGGACAACCCGAAGCCCAAAGCGGAGCUGGCUAUGCUAAAACAGUAUGGCCCCGAUGUUCCUGAUGCUACGUUGCAAAAGCUCGUGGCAGCCUUUGGAGAGCUCAGGUCCUUGGCCGACCAGGGUACCAUCAACUACCCCUAUUCUACUAGAGAGGUGGUCAACAUUGUCAAACAUCUCCAGAAAUUUCCCGAUGAGGGUCUGGCCAACGUGGUGAGAAACGUCUUCGACUUUGACUCAUACAACAAAGACAUGCGGGAGGUUCUAAUUGAAGCACUGCACAAGCACGGGAUUCCCAUUGGAGCCAAGCCCAGCUCUGUCAAGCUGGCUAAGGAGUUUCCCCUGCCGGAGGUCAAGAUGACAGGAUAUUGGACCAUAAACCAAGGUGGCAACACUCGACGCAAACUACUGUGUCCCACGGACACACGGCCCAUAGAUGUCAAGGGCCCAGUGUUUCUGCGUGUCCAGAAGCACCCCUGCAACAGGCAGGAAAGCAGGGCUUUGAGUUUCACUGAAGAGAAAGCCCACUGGCAGAUUCCCAUGAAUGAAGUUAACAUCAUCUGUGACGUCACCACCAAAGAUGAUGUGCUGUAUGUGGCCACCUGUAACCCAGUGUCCCUGUACUCCAUGAAGGAGCGGGGGGAAACUAUCGAGUGCAUAGAGCUCUACGAUGUCUUCCCCAGGACCAUCAGUGGUGUCUGGCAGCCCUUUGUUACGGUUGCUCCACUUGGGAGUCCCCUGGAUGGACAGGUGGUGCUGCACGAGGAACAGGGUAACACAGUGCUCCAUUUGGACUUGGUGACAGGCGCCUUGCGGAGGCUCAUAAUUUCCCCCGACAGUGAUCAGUCUUCCAGCAGAGCGUCGAACUGGUGGAACAGUAAGGAACAACAGGCAGGGUAUAAAAUGUGUCGUGACUUCUCCCACAAAAACUGGCUUCUGUUCUAUAAGGAGGACAGCAACCAGCUGGAGGUCCUGGAUGUGCUUGAGGGACAAGUUCACUCCAUCUCCCUUCCGAUCAACCUAAAGUCUGUCUUCCUGGUGGCAGAGGACCGCUGGCUGCUGCUGGAGAGCAACUCUAACAAGAAGUUCCUGCUGACCAAGCCCAUGCACAUGGCAGCUGAAGACUCUGGAGUCUGUCAGCUUCACAGCAUCAGUGAGGACUCAGUCAACUCAGGCCAUGGAACAAGCUCAGCCGAGUUGUCUAUACCCCAGAUGCUGUCAUGUGAGCAGCUACCCAACGAGAACCUGAGUGCCGCUCUGAACCAGAAGAUUGUUUCCCCUAACCGUGUGCUGGUUGACACAGAUUCCUACGCGCGGCUCAUCGUCGGCUUCCCAGAUCUCAUGUCACCUAAUGAAGUGUACAGCUUUAAAAGACCCGUCAACCUAUCAGCGAUAAAGAGUGGUGACAGCGGGGCUCAAGCAUUCUUCAGAGGAGGGCUUCGGAGCGCCACGGCCAAACAGGAGAAUUGUGUCAGUCUGAUCCCGGUCAAUCAGGUGGUUCGAGCUCUUCCACCUAACAAAGUCCCCCUAAAAGAGCUGUACCCCAAAGACGUCACACCUCCAAUGACAGCGGCAUACCUGGAGGUGACUGAUCUCAACUCCAAGAAGCUCAAAUAUAUUCCUGUUCCAAGGUCAAUGACUGUGUCGCCCUACACCAACUGGGUGUCCAAGGUGUCAGAGUGUGAUGUGCUGAUAGCUGCUCUUGGUUCUGGAGGUGUCGUCACAGUGGAUAUGGGCGGGUACAUCCGUCUCUGGGAGACAGGAUUAGACACCUUGCAGCGCUCACUGAUGGAAUGGAGGAAUAUGAUUGGCUCAGAGGACGGCAGACCCAUACAGAUCACCAUCCAGAGGGACAGUGGCCUGGAUGUCAGCGCCCCGAAACAUGGCAAGAUCGACCCCCACAAUGCUCCUCAUGUCGGGGGUAACCAGUGGGCGGGAGGCACAGGUGGCAGAGACACAGCAGGGCUGGGUGGCAAGGGAGGCCCCUAUCGUCUGGAUGCAGGGCAUAAGGUCUAUCAGAUUUCACAGGUGGAGAAGGAUGCGGUUCCUGAAGAGGUCCGUAAGGCAGCCCGAGAAAUGGCUGAAAAGGCCUUCAAAGAAAGGUUGAAGGAGAUUGAUAUGAGUGAAUACGAUGCUGCUACAUACGAGCGCUUCUCCAGUGCCGUGAGGAGACAAGUUCAGUCACUCCGCAUCAUCCUGGACAGUUUACAGGCUAAAGGGAAGGAGCGGCAGUGGUUAAAGAACCAGGCUCUGGGAGAGCUGGAUGACACCAAGAUCAUCGAUGGACUGACUGGAGAGAAGGCUAUAUAUAAACGCAGGGGAGAGCUGGAACCAGAGCUGGGCAGCCCUCAGCAGAAGCCCAAGCGGUUACGGGUGUUGGCCGACGUGUCGGGCAGCAUGUACCGCUUCAACGGUGUGGAUGGCAGGCUGGAGCGCUCCAUGGAAGCUGUUUGUAUGGUCAUGGAAGCUCUUGAGAACUAUGAGCACAAAUUCAAGUAUGACAUAGUGGGCCACUCGGGUGAUGGCUACGACAUUGAACUGGUCACGGCAGACAAAAUCCCCAAGAAUAACAAGCAGAGACUUAAAGUCCUGAAGGUCAUGCAUGCCCACUCUCAGUUCUGCAUGAGUGGUGACUACACUCUGGAGGGGACGGAGGCCAGCAUCAAGGAGCUGGCGAGAGAAGAAGCAGAUGAGCACUUUGUGGUGGUGCUGAGCGACGCUAAUCUGGAGCGCUACGGCAUUCGGCCCGAGCGCUUUGCCCAAGUCUUGACCUCUGACCCACAGGUCAAUGCCUUUGCCAUUUUCAUUGGCUCCCUUGGCGAUCAGGCUGAAAGACUCCAAAAGACCCUUCCAGCAGGGAGGUCCUUUGUCGCCAUGGACACCAAGCAGAUCCCCCAAAUCCUGCAGCAGAUCUUCACCUCCACAAUGUUAUCCAGUGCCUGAUGCAAACACAUAGUACAUACCGUACACUCACUUGUUAUCUCACACACCCAAAACUUCAAAAAGUUUGUUGUGAAAGCGCUGAAAAUCUUCACACUCUGUGUCACAUCAAAUGACUUUAUCAUGGCUGCAGCAGGUCCGGAGGGGUCGCAUUAGCACGAGCCGGGGGUUGGACAGUUUGUUAUUGUUAAGAAGCCUGUUAGCAUGACAGAGUAACUCAUGUUUAGAUAUUUUGCUGUGUCCCUCUGGGAACAGCUACAGUACACAAAGCGUGUGAUCUCUUUUAGUGUGACUGUAAUCUGCUGUGUAAUCUGUGACGCGAAUGCCUGGAGCCUGUCUCAGAUCCCAUGUAGGGAUCAAACACACAGCCUAACCAGCUGUUCUUUUUAAUUGUGUUUUUGCCCCUACACACACACACACACACACACACACACACACCUUUGUCCUCUAUCGGGCUGUGAGAAACUCAAAGGGAAGGGCCAUGGAGUCGUGACAGCAUCCAUUUAUGUCAGAGCUCCUGACUUCUUGUCUGUCACGCA
Neolamprologus brichardi is the source of this 6478-nucleotide messenger RNA. The record is from RefSeq and is a predicted model, not a curated record. Lineage: Eukaryota; Metazoa; Chordata; Actinopteri; Cichliformes; Cichlidae.